Messenger RNA from Sesamum indicum (sesame), 1956 nucleotides. Lineage: Eukaryota; Viridiplantae; Streptophyta; Magnoliopsida; Lamiales; Pedaliaceae. The record is from RefSeq and is a predicted model, not a curated record.
CUCACUAAUUUCUUUAGCUCAUAUUUGAAAAAGAAAAUAAAAAAAUCAAUCCACUGAAAAAACGUAGACUUCACACACCGAAACCACUCACAUAGUUGUAGCUCACCGCCGGCAACUGCGGCCUCGCCGGAAAAUGAGAAUUCCGGCGUAUGGAUUCGGCUUCUUCCCAUACGAGUGCAGUGCUCGUGUCUCCUUUCACUACAGUCAUGUUUUCCAUGAAAAACCCUAACUGAAGUUUGUUUUUUGUUUUUCCCGUUGCUGGUGAGUAAGUGUUGUGGUGGAGUAUUUUUGUGAUCAUUUGGCGGUUGUGUGGAGAUGAUGGUGGUCGGAUGAUGUGAGUUUUGGUUUGCGGGAGAGAGGAGGCUGAAUUUGAGACGUUCGGUGUUGGGUGCUGUGUUUUGUUUACUGGCAUUGAGUUUUUGGAAGGAAUUGUUGGUAGAGUUUUGAAGUUGUUGUUUAUAGGUGUCUACAGUUUUUGGUUUGGAGGAAAAAAUGCCUUUUCCUAUGAGAAUCCAGCCGAUCGAUGCGAUCCGUAACGACGUCGUUAAGCCACCGGUGUCGAAAUCACGGCUGAGGCGGCUUUUUGACCGACCUUUUAACAGUGUUCUGAGGAUUUCAUCGGCAGAGAAGCAGGUUGCAGGAGGAGAAAAGGACGGCGGAGCGACGCCCGUUGUGCCUGAUUUUGAGCCGAGCUCGGUUUAUUUAGAUAAGAUGGUUCAAAAUUUCAUUGAAGACAACAACGACAAACAAUCCUCUGCCGUCUCGGCGAAAUGCGGCCGCUGCAAUUGCUUUAAUGGCAACAGCAACAACAGCUCCGACGACGAGUUCGGUUUCUUCUCGGACUCAUUUACCGCAAAUUCUUCUUUUAGUGACCCCUCCGAUACUCUCAAGAGUUUGAUACCCUGCGCGAGUGUGGCGGAGAGAAAUCUAUUGGCAGACAGUUCAAAAAUCGUUGAAAAAAACAGCAAAACUUGCAAAAGAAAAGACGAUUUGAGGAAAAUCGCCACCGAUGGUCUAAUUGCUCUUGGUUAUAACGCCUCUGUUUGUAAAUCCAAAUGGGACAAAUCUUCUUCUAUUCCAGCUGGUGAAUAUGAGUACAUUGAUGUGAUAAUGGAUGGCGAGAGGGUGAUAGUCGAUGUUGAUUUCCGAUCAGAGUUCGAAAUAGCUCGAUCCACGAGCAACUACAAGGCAAUUUUACAGUGUUUGCCGUGUAUUUUCGUCGGAAAAGCCGACCGGCUUCUGCAGAUCCUCUCGAUCGUCUCGGAGGCCGCCCAGCAGAGCCUAAAGAAAAAAGGCAUGCACAUCGCGCCGUGGCGUAAAGCCGAAUACAUGAAAUCUAAAUGGCUCAGCCCCCACACACGCAUCACGCAUCCAAAAUCAACAAGUCCACCAGAAAACGACGCCGUUGAGAAACCCACCGUACCCCAACCCCAACCCCAACCCCAAACCGAGGUUAUGGAGUUACCGAGUGAAAGUGGAGAAUUAGAUCUGAUUUUCGGAGAGGAAACAACGUCUUCAUUUCAAUCUGAACCUGGUCUAGAGGAACCCAAGUCACUGGUGAAGGUUUCAGGCGACGCGACACCGUCGACGACGUGGCAGCUACCGGCGGUGAAGCCAAAGAGUCUAGAGAGGGGGCAUUGGCAUAAUAAUAAUAAGGUGGUGGUCACAGGCUUAGCUUCUCUCCUCAGCGAACCACUGUGAAAAAAAUAAAAAGAUAAGUUUUGUUUUCUUUUCCAGAAGUUUCUGUCUCUCUCUCUAUCUAACUUCUUUCUCUUUUGGCCAAAUAUAUUCUCCCUAAAAAGUAGAUAAAAAAAAGAAUAUUAUAUAUACAUCUCCUUAUCCUUAUGUCUAUAAAUCGGAGUCGCGGAAGAGGGAUUUUGUUUCCUAUUUUUCAAUUUCUCUUUCUUUUUUCUUUUUUGUUGUCCCUUCUUUUUUAUGCAGAAGGGUUAUGUAAAA